UCACAGUUUUGUUUCAUCCGAAAUUUGGGAAAUGUUACAUGUUCAAUUACUUGGGAAGUAGAGUCCAACUGAAUCAGAAGCCGAUCAAUAUUUACAAUUAUGGAAGCAAUAGUGGUUUGCAAUUGAUCUUGCACAUCAACAAAAUGAAUGCCGUGGAUCUUUUGAACCAUGAGAUAGGUGCCAGAGUUAUUAUUCACGAUCCACGAGAUCUUCCAUUUGUUGCAGAGUACGGGAUCAACGUUAGACCAAAAGACAUGUCUGCUAUUGAAGUGACUCUGGCUGAAAUAACAAGAUUGGGACCCCCCUGGGGAUCUUGUGUACCGGAAGACACACGACUUUUCUUUGAAGAAAUUCCCUUCCCUUAUUCCAUUUUAGGAUGUGAAAAACUAUGCCGUCAUCGACAUUUAACAAGGAGAUGUGCUUGUACAGGAAGACAGUAUUUGCGAGGAUCUGUUCUUUUUAAAAUGACAACAAAGUAUGACUUUUGUGAAAUAGAAAAUGCUACUCAAUACGAUUGCAUGAACCAAGUGAUUGAAGACAUUGAAAAAAGAAAAAUAUCUUGCAACUGCAAAGCACCUUGUCACGAAAUGAUAUACAAGUAUAUAAGCUCAUCCAGUGAACUAAAUGAAAAAUUUUUUCGAGCAGUGAAAGCGAUACGGACACUUGAUAAAGAUUCAAAAGGCAAUUACAGAGUAGCAAAUGCAACGCACGAGAAUAUGAUGGUUGGUGUGAAAAUAUAUUAUAAUACUUUGCAAAUCGAUCAUGACAGCGAAGUGGCUUCGUAUAGUUGGCAAACUCUUGUUGCGAAUGUAGGUGGAAACUUGGGCUUUUUCAUGGGCUUGACACUUUUCACAUUUGUAGAAAUUCUGGAAUUUUUGUGGGAUAUUAUUAUGACUGUUUUCCGAAGGCGCAAUAAAUUGACUAUAACCGAACUGAAUCAAACAAACCGUAUCAACAGCUUUUCCAGCAACAGUUUCCAGCAACAGUUUUCCAGCAACAGUGGCAUCAAUGCUCCGCCGUCAUACCGCAGAACGGAUUCCAAAAACAAGUCCGUCGAAUUCAGUCAAACAAAUAAAGUCAGUAGCUUUUCAAGAAACAGUUCCAGUGGUUUCGGUAUUCCAUCAGCAUAUCACUGGAAUAACUCUCUUCAUAACGAAAAAUGAAAUGGUUCUUAAUUUUUACGGUGCUCACUGGCUUAUUUGAAUUGAACACAACCAAAAUUGGUCUAAAUUAGGUGAAAUAAGUAUCCUAUGGAUGGUUGACAGUGUGAAGCUAAGCGCAGAUGGCGCUAGGGUUUGAAAUUCGUCACACGACUUCCGAUUGAUUUUUACGCCCCAGCUUGAAAAAAACGCUUCAUCCAAUAUUAUAGUGUUUUUAUUGUAAUACUUGUAAUGUUUUCAUUAUAAAGCGUUCUUUCAAUCUGACUUCCAACGAAACAAACAACAAAUAAAUUUGAUAGAUUCUGCAAGCUUGUUAUAAUGCUACGGAAAAAAUAACAGACGGUGCAAUUUUACACAAAAAAAAGCCUAAUAAGGGAUAAAACUCAAAACAUGGCUAACCUUACACUUUAUUUAUGCUGCGUUAUUAAUUUUGUUAAAUUUGUUUUACGGUCACUAUCUGUUAGAAUUUAUAAGUUGCAGAAAAUUCUUAAGAAUGGUAAAAUUACGCCUAAAUUUAAACACAAAUCACAGUAAUAAAACUUCCUGGAAUAUUAUGCCUCUGUUCACAGAUCGCCUCGUACGGAGGGAUACACCGGAAGUUUUCUAAAUUUCUGCCGGAUUUAAGAAGCUUGUUAUUGUUUACAUUCAGUCAACCAUCCAUCCACUGUAGUUGAGAUACCAAAUCAGCGAUGACUACAUCCUUCCUGUGUAAAGAGACUAUUGCUGAUUUUUGUCAAUUUUUAACUAGAUUUUUUAGAAACUAUUUUAAACUUAGACAAUACUUUUAAUUUCAUACAA
This is a messenger RNA of Parasteatoda tepidariorum (common house spider), 1958 nucleotides long. The record is from RefSeq and is a predicted model, not a curated record. Lineage: Eukaryota; Metazoa; Arthropoda; Arachnida; Araneae; Theridiidae.